AUGCGCGCCCAAGUCCUUGAAGCCUUCAACACGCCCUAUGUCCUGAAGGACAUACCGAAGCCGGCCGAGCCUACCGGCCAGGACAUCUUGGUCCAGGUCCAGGCCGCCUCGUACUGCCACACCGAUGCAGUUUUUGCCUCCGGGGCCAUGUGGCAGGACCUGCCCCGUGUUGGGUCCCACGAGUUCGCCGGAGUCGUCGUGGCCAUGGGCCCCGACGUCUCCGCGGACCUUGGCCUCAAGAUCGGCCUCAAGAUUGGCGUGCCCGGCCGGGCCUUUCACCCCUGCGGUGAGUGCUACGAGUGCCGCAACAACGACGGCGACCCGCACAAAUAUGGCGUCUGGUGUUCAAAAGCCGGCAAUCUCGGUCUCUCGCGCGACGGUGGCUUCCAGGAGUACUGCAUUGCCGACUCUCGCCAGGUCGCCCCCAUGCCCAAUGGCAUGACUGCUGUCGACACGGCUCCUCUCAUGUGCGCUGGCCUGACCAUCUGGAACGCCCUAGAAGCCGGCCGCGUCAAGCUGGAACGAGGUGGCGGUGAGGGACGCACAGUCGCCAUCUCGGGCGCCGGUGGUGGUCUCGGCCACCUCGGUGUGCAGUUCGCCGCCAAGCUCGGCUGCAACGUGGUCGCCAUUGACGCCAGCGACUCUGCUCUCGCUUUCCUCCAGCAGGUUGUCGACUCGCUCGGCCCGCUAUCGUCCAAGGUCACCAUUGUGGACGCGCGCCGUCAAAGAGCAGAGGAUGUCCGUAUUGAGGCUUGCGGCCAACCUGAGAAUAACCUGCCCGGCGAGAAGGGCGUCGACGCUCUCCUUGUCCUGCCAGAGGCGCAGCAGGCUCUGACCUAUGGCAUGAAGCUCAUCAAGGACCACGGUGUCUGCGUCACCGUCUCCUUCCCCAAGGAUGGCUUCCUGAUCCAACCCCGGGACCUUGUCUUCCGCCACAUCGAAAUGCGGGGAGUCCUCGUUGGCCGUAACCGCCAAUUGCGAGCCAUGCUGAACUUUGCUGGCGAGGAGAAUGUGCGCGCCGUUGUCACCACGUACAAGCUGGAGGAUCUGAAUAAGCUUGUCGAGGACACUCACCACGGUGCCACCGGCAAGCUGGUCAUUGACAUGUCCAAAUAG
This is a messenger RNA of Clonostachys rhizophaga, 1116 nucleotides long. The record is from the annotation of a GenBank genome assembly. NCBI's taxonomy places the organism in Eukaryota, Fungi, Ascomycota, Sordariomycetes, Hypocreales, Bionectriaceae.